AAGUCAAAUGUCAAACAAAUUUGGUGUUUGUCUGUGAGUAAAUCGUAAAUGCAUGUUUGUGUUAACUAUUUCAAAUAAUUUUGAAUAACAAAAGCAAAGUUAAUAACAUUUAGCCACCAUGGCGGAUGCUGCGGCUCGGCAGCUUCAAUACGAAUACAAAGCGAAUUCGAAUCUCGUUCUUCAAGCCGACAAUCGACUUAUCGAACGAAGAAGUCGAGAUGAAGCCACCGGAGAAGUUAUGUCCCUUGUGGGUAAACUUAUCGGUACUAAAAUGGGAGACAGGGCGCAAAGAACUCGACCGGGUAAAGCCGAAGAACGCAAAGCCAAACGGCAAAAAAGAGAUGAAGCCCAGUACGAUUUCGCACGAAUGAAAGGCGCCACUUUGUUAUCAGAAGGAGUCGAUGAAAUGGUGGGCAUCAUAUACAGACCAAAAACUCAGGAAACUAGACAAACUUACGAAGUAUUGCUGAGUUUCUUGCAAGAAGCCCUCGGCGAUCAACCCCGCGAUAUCCUUUGCGGUGCCGCCGAUGAGGUCCUGCAAGUACUGAAGAACGAUCGAUUAAAAGAAAGGGAGAAGAAAAAAGAAACUGAAUUGUUACUAGGUCCCAUAGCAGAAGAACGAUUCGCUUUGCUCGUGAAUUUGGGUAAAAAGAUUACAGAUUUCGGUAACGAGGAAAGCAAAGUUGGUACCGGAGAGGAGAACAUCGACGAACAAUAUGGCAUCAAUGUACAAUUCGAAGAGUCCGAAGAAGAAGACGAUGAAGAUAUGUACGGAGAAGUCAGGGAAGAAAUGGACGAUGAAGAAGGCGAAGAAGCUAAAGAAGAUGGUGCUAUACACGCCGAAAAUCUGGGAGGUGUCGAUGAGGCUAAAAAGGAGAAACCUUUACAUCCUUUAGAUAUCGAUGCGUAUUGGCUGCAAAGAAAGUUAUCGAAGAUAUACGACGAUGCUAUGGUAUCGCAAGCAAAGGCCGGGGAAGUACUGAACUUUCUCAAAGACGCCAGCGACGAUAGAGAAUGCGAAAAUCAACUGGUACUAUUACUCGGUUACGACUGCUUCGAUUUCAUCAAACAGCUAAAAAAACACCGACAAAUGAUUUUGUAUUGCACGUUAUUGGCGAAGUCCCAAAGCGAAAACGAACGGCAAAAACUCAAAGAUAAAAUGUCGGAGGAUCCGUCUUUGAGCAGGAUUUUGAAACUGCUCGAAACCGGUCGAGGCGACGACGACGACGGCGACAACAACGAAUCAUCGUCGCGACAUCGUCGCGGUAAACACGAAAGCGACAUUUUGGAUUUGGCCAGCACACAAGUGACCGGAUCCAGGCACGUUGUAGAUUUCGAAGAUAUGGUUUUCUCCCAAGGAUCGCAUUUCAUGGCGAAUAAACGUUGUCAACUACCCGACGGAUCGUUUAGGAAACAAAGAAAAGGUUACGAAGAAGUCCACGUGCCCGCUCUAAAGCAAAAACCGUUCGGCGACAACGAAAAACUCAUUGCGGUAGAUCAAUUGCCCAAAUACGCCCAACCGGUCUUCGACGGUUUCAAAUCCCUCAACAGGAUACAAAGCAAACUGUGCAAAUCCGCUUUGGAAUCGGACGAGAAUUUGCUGCUUUGCGCUCCGACCGGUGCCGGUAAGACCAACGUGGCGCUCCUCUGUAUGAUGAGAGAAAUCGGCAAGCACAUAAACGCCGACGGCACCAUAAACGCCGACGAUUUCAAGAUCAUCUACGUGGCCCCCAUGCGAUCGCUCGUACAAGAAAUGGUCGGUAACUUCGGCAAAAGAUUGGCCAGCUACAACAUCACCGUAUCUGAGUUAACCGGCGACCACCAGCUGACCAGGGAACAAAUACAGGCCACCCAAGUGAUCGUUUGCACGCCGGAAAAGUGGGACAUCAUAACGAGAAAAGGCGGCGAGAAAACGUUCACGUCUCUAGUACGCCUUAUCAUCAUCGACGAAAUCCACUUGUUGCACGACGAACGGGGCCCCGUGUUGGAAGCUUUGGUCGCCAGGACGAUUCGCAUGAUCGAAUCGACUCAAGAGGACGUCAGGCUGGUGGGAUUGUCGGCCACGUUGCCGAAUUACCAGGACGUGGCGGCUUUCCUGCGAGUCAAACAGGACACUGGUCUGUUCCACUUCGACAACAGCUUCCGUCCCGUCGCUUUGGAACAACAAUACAUCGGCGUUACGGAGAAGAAGGCGCUCAAGCGGUUCCAAGUGAUGAACGAAAUCGUCUACGAAAAAACGAUGGAGCACGCCGGUAAGAAUCAGGUGUUGAUAUUCGUGCACUCGAGAAAGGAGACGGGAAAAACGGCGAGGGCCAUCAGGGAUAUGUGCUUGGAGAAGGACACUCUCGGGCAGUUUUUGAGAGAGGGUUCCGCGUCCAUGGAGGUUCUCAGGACGGAAGCCGAGCAAGUUAAAAACCAAGAAUUGAAGGAUUUGUUACCGUACGGGUUCGCCAUACAUCACGCCGGUAUGACCAGAGUGGAUAGGACGUUAGUCGAAGAUUUAUUCGCCGACAGGCAUAUACAAGUUCUCGUAUCAACAGCCACUUUAGCUUGGGGUGUGAAUUUACCGGCGCACACAGUCAUCAUAAAAGGCACCCAAAUUUACAAUCCGGAAAAAGGCAGAUGGGUGGAAUUGGGCGCUUUGGACGUUCUGCAAAUGUUGGGUAGAGCCGGUCGACCGCAAUACGACACGAAAGGCGAAGGGAUAUUGAUAACGAACCACAGCGAACUUCAAUAUUACCUGUCGUUGUUGAAUCAACAGUUGCCCAUCGAAUCGCAGAUGGUGUCGAAGCUACCCGACAUGCUCAACGCCGAAAUCGUCCUGGGCACCAUUCAGAACAUGCGAGACGCCGUCACAUGGCUGGGCUACACUUACUUGUACAUAAGAAUGCUUCGGCAACCCACUCUGUAUGGUAUAUCCCACGAUGCUUUGAAGCACGAUCAACUUUUAGAGCAACACCGGGCGGAUUUGAUCCACACGGCGGCCAUGUUGUUGGACAAGAGCGGUCUGAUCAAAUACGAGCGGAAAACGGGGCAAUUCCAAGUGACCGAAAUCGGCCGGAUCGCCUCGCAUUACUACUGCACCCACGAAACCAUGCAAACCUACAAUCAAUUAUUGAAACCCAUGUUGAGCGAGAUCGAGCUGUUUAGAGUGUUCUCCCUAUCCGGCGAAUUCAGGAACAUCACGGUGCGCGAGGAGGAGAAACUCGAGCUGCAGAAACUCAUGGAAAGAGUUCCGAUACCGAUCAAGGAGAGCAUCGAAGAGCCCAGCGCUAAGGUCAACAUUCUCCUGCAGGCCUACAUUUCCCAGUUGAAAUUGGAAGGUUUCGCUCUCAUGUCCGAUAUGGUUUACGUCACCCAAUCCGCGUGCAGGCUGAUGAGAGCCAUUUUCGAGAUCGUCCUGCACAGAGGUUGGGCCCAAUUGGCCGAUAAAUCUCUAGCCCUUUGCAAGAUGAUCGAUAAGAGAAUGUGGCAGUCGAUGUCGCCGUUGAGGCAAUUCAGGAAGAUGCCCGAGGAAAUCGUCAAGAAAAUCGAAAAGAAGAACUUUCCAUGGGAAAGGUUGUACGAUUUGGGUCCGAACGAAAUCGGCGAAUUAGUACGAGUACCGAAAUUGGGUAAAACCAUUUACAAAUACGUCCAUCAAUUUCCGAAGCUCGAACUAUCCACGCACAUCCAACCGAUAACGAGAUCCAUGCUGAAAGUCGAGCUGACGAUCACGCCCGAUUUCCAAUGGGAGGAGAAAGUCCACGGCGCCUCUGAAGGUUUCUGGAUACUCGUCGAAGACGUCGACUCCGAGGUGAUCUUGCACCACGAGUUCUUCCUGUUGAAGGCGAAGUACUGCCAGGACGAGCACUCGAUCAAGUUCUUCGUGCCGGUGUUCGAGCCGCUGCCGCCGCAGUACUUCCUGCGGAUCGUGUCCGAUCGUUGGAUCGGCGCCGAGACGCAGCUGCCCGUCUCGUUCAGGCACCUGAUUUUGCCGGAGAAGAAUUUCCCGCCGACGGAGUUGCUCGAUUUGCAACCGUUGCCCGUCACGGCGCUCAGAAACGAGCAGUACGAAUGCUUGUACGCCGAUAAGUUUCCGCAAUUCAAUCCUAUACAAACGCAAGUGUUCAAUUCCGUGUACAAUGGGGACGAUAAUAUUUUUAUAGGAGCACCGACCGGUUCCGGUAAAACCACGAUCGCCGAGUUUGCUAUACUCAGAUUGUUCGAUAGGAAUCCCGAUGGUAGAUGCGUGUAUCUCGUUCCGAAAGAUGCUUUAGCCGAGUUGAUUUUCGCCGAUUGGCACAAUAAAUUCGGGCAAACUUUAGGGAAGAAAGUGGUGUUAUUGACCGGAGAAACCGGAACGGAUUUGAAGUUACUAGCCAAAGGACAGGUGGUUAUAACAACAGCGGAGAAAUGGGACGUGUUAUCGAGACGAUGGAAACAAAGAAAGAACGUCCAAAAUAUAAAUUUAUUCAUCGUGGACGAGUUACAUUUGAUCGGAGGCGAAGACGGGCCCGUUAUCGAAGUAGUAUGCUCCAGAAUGAGAUACAUCUCGUCCCAAAUCGAAAAACCCAUCAGAAUCAUAGCCCUGAGCGCUUCGCUGGCCGAUUACCGGGACAUAGCCCAAUGGUUGGGUUGCAACGCGAACGCCACCUUCAAUUUCCAUCCGAGCGUGCGACCGAUAACGUUGGAAUUGCACGUGCAAGGCGUCAACAUCACCCACAACGCGUCGCGAUUGAUAUCGAUGGCGAAGCCCGUCUACAACGCCAUCGUGCGGCACAGCCCCCACAAGCCGGCCAUCGUGUUCGUGCCGACUAGGAAGCAGGCCCGGCUGACGGCCAUCGAUUUGUUGACGUACGCCGCCGCCGAGGGGCAUCCCGAUAAGUUUUUCCUCGCCGAAGAGGACGACAUCAAGCCGUUUUUGGAUAGAAUGAGCGAUAAAACAUUAAAGGAGACCCUGUCGCAAGGGGUGGCCUACAUGCACGAAGGACUGUCGGCCAGCGAUCUUCGAUUGGUCGAGCAGCUGUUCGAUUCCGGUGCCGUACAAGUGGCUGUGGUUACAAGGGAUUUGUGUUGGGCCGUGAAUAUAUUCAGUCAUUUGGUGGUUAUUAUGGAUACGCAGUACUACAACGGUAAAGUGCACGCCUACGAAGAUUACCCCAUAACGGACGUGCUGCAAAUGGUGGGUAGGGCGAAUAGACCUUCGGAGGACGACGAUGCGAAGUGCGUGCUGAUGUGCCAGAGUUCCAAGAAGGAUUUCUUCAAGAAGUUCCUGAGCGAUCCGUUGCCGGUAGAGAGCCACUUGGAUCACAGGCUUCACGAUCAUUUCAACGCGGAAAUCGUAACGAAAACUAUCGAAAACAAACAGGACGCCGUCGAUUAUUUGACGUGGACGUUCUUCUAUCGUCGUCUGACGCAAAAUCCGAACUACUACAAUCUUCAGGGCGUCACCCAUCGGCAUUUAUCCGACCAUUUGUCGGAAUUGGUCGAGACCACUCUGUCCGAUUUGGAGCAAUCCAAGUGUAUCAGCAUCGAAGACGAAAUCGAUUGCGUACCGUUGAAUUUGGGAAUGAUUGCUGCCUAUUAUUACAUCAAUUACACUACUAUAGAGUUGUUCAGUUUGUCGUUAAACAGCAAAACGAAGAUUCGCGGAUUACUGGAAAUUAUUUCGUCAGCGGCCGAAUACGAAGACGUACCGGUACGGCAUCGCGAAGACAACAUACUGAGACAACUGGCGCAAAAACUACCGAACAAACUCACUUCUGCAUCCGGCGGUCAGCCCAAAUACAACGAUCCCCACGUCAAGACCAAUCUUCUACUGCAAGCGCACCUGUGCAGACUACAACUGGGCGCCGAGCUCCAAGGCGACACCGAAGCGGUCCUGUCCAAAGCCAUUCGCCUGAUACAAGCCUGCGUCGACGUGUUGAGCUCGAACGGUUGGCUGUCGCCGGCCGUCGCGGCCAUGGAACUGGCGCAAAUGGUGACCCAGGCCAUGUGGAGCAAGGAUUCCUAUCUGAAGCAACUGCCGCACUUCGUCGCCGACGUUAUCAAAAGAUGUACCGAUAAAGGCGUCGAAACGGUGUUCGAUAUAAUGGAAUUGGAGGACGACGAUCGUAGCAAGCUGCUUCAAAUGACCGAGGCCCAAAUGGCGGACGUGGCGAAGUUUUGCAAUCGUUAUCCCAACAUCGAAUUGAGCUACGAGGUCGUGGAUAGGGAUCAAAUACAUUCGGGUUCGUCCGUGCACGUUGCCGUUCAAUUGGAGAGGGAAGAUGAAGUUAGCGGGCCGGUCAUAGCGCCUUUCUUCCCACAGAAACGCGAGGAAGGUUGGUGGGUGGUUAUCGGGGAGCCAAAGUCCAAUUCGCUGCUGUCCAUCAAGAGAUUGACUCUUCAACAAAGGGCCAGAGUGAAAUUGGAUUUCGUAGCGCCUAGUCCGGGACACCACAACUACACUUUGUACUUCAUGAGCGACGCGUAUUUGGGCUGCGAUCAGGAGUACAAGUUUUCCAUCGAAGUUGGUGAUUUCGAAUCGAGCGGAAGCGAAUCGGAAUAAAGAAAUAUAAUUACAUAAUAGAUUUAAGGCGUAUUGUUCAUUAGGUGUUUUAGUACCGGAGAGGUAAAUUGUAAUAAAACUUUUAUUCUCUAAUUGAUCUAUAAAUCAAACAAGUCUAAAAUGUUAAAAAUCGAUCGCCUUUUUGAUGCGAUCGAUGUUCUUGCUACCUGCAGACGACCUUAGGGAAGAGGCCGGUUUGGUUUCGGGCGCUGAACUCUCGGGGGCAACGUAACCUUGGGGCUUCGCGUUUUUCGAUUUCUGCUUCAGGAAUUCUUCGUAAAUUUCUUCGGGAGAUUUUCCCUUUACUAUAGCGAUGACGUGAUGGCGGGCUAUGCGCAAUAAUUUCUCCGUUACCCCCACGGAAUCGUUUGCGGUCAAUAAAAAUAGCUGUCUGGUGAGGCGGCCCAAAUUUAACGCUAAAGUCUUGAACUUGGGAUGAGUAGGAAGCACGUUUUGAGAUCGUAAGGCCUCGUAGAUUGCCAAUUGCAGUUUCUAAAAUAAAUACAACAAUCAGUAACAGUUCGAUUAAGUAUUUUUCGAAUCAUUGCACCUUCUUAUGAGUUAUAGUCAGUUCUUUGAUUUGUCUAGUUUGAUGUAAACUCAAGUCACUUCUGGUUCUGGAAGACAACAUUUUUGUACUCGAAUCGUUUAAUAGGGUACAUUCUGAUUGGGAUUUGGGAAAUUUCGACGGGACUUCUUCGUACGAAUCGCUAUCCAUACGUUUCCUCUUCUUUUCCGUUCCGAAAUCUAAACGUUUGACUGGCGAUCGCUUGAAACCCAAAUUUUUCAAAGGAGACCUUUUGCUGGGAGAGGAAAAUAGGGCUCGCUUCGAUUUUAUUCUAGUAUCCUCCGCAGAUGUUGAUGCUGCAGAAGUACCUGUAAAAAAUAAUUUUGUAGUUAUUUGUGUUAAAUUAAAUGUGGUGUUUUUUACUUACUCGGUAAGCAUUUAUCGGGGCUGUGAAAGAGUGUUCGUUUCGCCGCUAAACUAACCGAAUCGGAAGUUUUCUGCAUUUCCCCAGCCAUUUUUCUAAAUCUCAUCGCUAGUUUCUUCUUCGCCGAACUACUGGGUGUACGGGUUUUCGUUUUGGGGCUUUUCUUCGGAGUAUUCUUCCUCGGCGUUUUCCUCGGGCUUUUUCUUCUAUUCAACAAAUCCAUUUUCCUUUUAAAAAAUAUAUAUUUUCACUGUUUACACCAGCGCGUUUUAGUUUGCAACUUACUUAGCGUCCACCAAAAUUUGCCUAGCCCUGGAUCCUGCUAAAAAGGAACUGCCAGAUUGUAAAUUGCUGCUGGAAAAAGUGAUUCUCCUCCUGGCCAAAUGGCUGAGCCGCUUUCCCGGCGACUUGGAAUUCCAUUGCGAUUUUGUGUUCCUGCGUUUCAUCGGGCUGAGAGCGCUCAUUUCGAAAACCGUGCACGACGAAAGCGUUUCUGCUCCGACGUACCUCUGGCCGUACUUCAUGCAAAGCUCCUCGAAUUCCUCCGAAGUUUUGUUGCGAUUGUGGCUGUAAAAUCAAUUUAAAUUACGAUUGAGAAAUGUACUGAAUACUGACAAACUUACUAUAAACCCAAAGCUCUGUGCUUCAGAACAUCCGGAAAAUCCAUCUUCUUGGAAUUCUCAGUCGAUGAGCUUACGAGCAACGACUUGGAAUUGUCUUCGGAAAUAUUUCCACCGGACGUGGAGCUAUCCCAAAAGUAUUUUUUGUUACUUUCGAGUUUGCUUAACAUUUCGUCGAUUGAAAUUCUUAUUGUCGUCACGCUGCGCGGGGGCAAUACACCUUUCAAAUGGUUCUGCGUCCUUUUCAAAAUCGUCUCGUCUUUCUUCAGCAAAUACCUUUCUUGCGGUAUCAAUUUCACGGGAUCGAUUUCUUCGAAGUACGUUUUAUCGGGCGAAUCUUCCGAAAACAGGUCCGGACUCAAGGCGGAAUUGUUUGAAUUGUAGGACUUUUCGGGCGUCGAUAAUAUUACACUAGCAUUUAUCGUUUCCUCUCGGUCGUGCACAUUAUUUAUCAUACAGUUUAACGUUUCAGAAACUACUUUGUUUAUGUUUUGAUCGCUCGCACGUACGGAAUCGGAGCUUUCCGAAUUCGUCGCGUUACGCUCUCUUAAUAAAUUAGCAUCACAAUUUGCAUUUUCAAUGGGCUUAAAUGACUCUGGGUUUAAUUGCAUUGUUUCAUAAGAACUAUUAUUAAUAUUUUUUGGUGAAAUAAGAUUAGAUCGUUCUUCGUCCUCUUCGUCGAUAUCGGCAUUACAAUUUACACAUUUUAAACAUGCAUUUGUAACAAUUCUCUCCGAAUUUCCUUCGUCGCAUCCAUCUUGGGGAUCGUUCGAGGCAUCGUCCGGAACAGGAGAUAAGCUCUUGUACUUCCUCUUCACAAUAUACGAAUUCUCUUUAUCGGACUUGGAUAAAACUAAAGUCAACUUCUUCAGUGGAUCACUAGUCGCGUAAGUGUUGGUAAUAUUGUUGAAAACAGGGUUUUUCACUAAACCGUUUUGAUUUUGGGCUUGCAUGUUGUCUAAGUAAUCGGCUUCUACGGUUAUUUGAUUAGCAUACGGAAUUAAAGGGGAAACGUUGCUUUCCUCGGACGCGAAUCCGAAGUAGUUCAAUUCAGGGCUGCACUCCGAUCCGGACGAUGGGGACACGCGCGAUGUCGAAGCGGAUGAACUAAGAAGUGGCGAGUUGAAAACAUUCGUUCCUUCGAAGAUUUCCCUCUCGAUUUCCUUUCUAAUGUUAGGAUUGUUGUAGGUUAUGGGCAUUUCUAGCAGAGCAUUUUCGCUGAUGUAAAUAGGGUCGGAAACCAAACUCAAUACAUCACCAUCCCGCACGAAAUUAUCCAAAUUUGAUUCGGACUUGUGUGAAAUGUAGCCACUAUCGUAGUCUAAAUUGAACGCACAGGUUUUGUUAUUUCGUAAAUCUUCCACGCUCGCACAAUUAUCUGUAUCAUCCAUAACUAAAUUAAUGCAAUAAUUUCUUUACUAUUUUCGCCCGAGCCCACUGCAUAACUGCGUAUUGUCUGUGGUAUAACUUUUUUUCCAGAAAACCCGCCAACGGUAUGUAACCCACGUAUUAUGUUU
Messenger RNA from Phyllotreta striolata, 9601 nucleotides. The record is from the annotation of a GenBank genome assembly. NCBI's taxonomy places the organism in Eukaryota, Metazoa, Arthropoda, Insecta, Coleoptera, Chrysomelidae.